AUGCAGAAGUUUCACUUCCUGAUUGCGGGCAUCCCGCUGUCUCCGCUGCACAACUCCAUUUCAAUCGGACAGGAGCUUUGUCUGCGCGGUCACAAUGUUACAGUCUUCAGCUUUGCAGACAGAGGACGGAAGAAAGUGGAGAAGUAUUCUUCGAGAUGCAAGUUAGGCUAUGUGGAUUUGGGCCCACUGCCUGUGAGUGAGGAGCAGGAAGAGCACGUGAUGCUUACAGGAAUGUCUACCAAUAGUACAAGGAAGCAGGUGAGCUACAUGAUGAACAACAUCAUGGUGCCAUACAACGAAGCCCUGACCGAUGCAAUGGAAGCAUAUUUCAAUGCUUCCCCAGCGAAAUUUGACUACGCUUUGCUGGGGAUGCCGUUUGGGCAAACCGGGCUCGUUUUGAGAAAGCACCAGAUAGACUUCGCUGUGAACAUUCCGACAAUCCUGUGCCCUCCACUAGUUCCGUGGGCUGCUAAAUAUGUGCCCAUUCCCUUCUACCAUGUGAGUGUGCACAACAUGACUUUCUUGGACAGGGUGUUUGUGCUUGGCAGCAACGUGCUCAUCGAUUUCGUCCGUGCCUACGCCUACUCAGUCGGAUUCAAGUUCAGCCUCGUGCCGGAGAUGGAUUGGGACCUUUGGAGUGGACGUCUCGUCCUCGUGAACACCAUUCCUGGUAUGGAUAUCACGCAACCGCUGCCACCUUUGGUACAAUACACAGGGCCGGUUGUGGACCUGAAGAAGAUGGAGCCCUUUUCAGAGGAUGUUGAGCAGUGGCUUGAAGAGGUGCCUGAGGAUAUGCCCGUGGUCUACGUCAGCUUCGGAACUGUUGUGAGACUCACACCCGAUCGGGCCAGAGCAAUGCUGGCAAGCCUCACUUCCUCGGAGUACUACACCUUGUGGGCCUUACCGAAACCCCAGCAGGAGGGCCUGCCAGGUAUUCCAAGCAGUGUCAAGAUUCAUCAUUGGGUGCCAACUGCAAGAGCGCUGGCACAUCCCAAAGUCAAGGCUUUCGUUUCGCAUUGUGGAGGCAACUCGGCUACAGAGUCCAUGGCUAUGGGCGUGCCAUUAGUCGGCUACCCGCAAGGGGGCGAUCAGCCAGCAGUUUGCCAACGCAUUGCAGAUGCUGGCGCAGGCAUCUCAGGCCCUCCUGGCGGCUGGGUGCAGGCUGCGGAUGUCUUGCAUGUCUUGAACACGGAGCGCUACGCCGAAAAGGCCGCUGCCCUGUCUCGGCUCUUGGGGAGCUUCGGAGGAGUCUCGCGUGCUGUCGAUUUGUUGGAACUCGCCGUGCACGGCGACUUGAAGCUGCUGGAAACCCCUUUGGAGCGCACGACGAGCUCACAAUUCCUUUUACGAGGCUAUGACCUCAUGGUCUAUAUGAAUCUCCUUGUCUUUAUGCUUGCAUGCUGCUGCAUGCGGUGUUGCAGCGGAAGACUGCGUCGACCUAAGGAGAAGGUGCAAUGA
This is a messenger RNA of Symbiodinium necroappetens, 1458 nucleotides long. NCBI's taxonomy places the organism in Eukaryota, Dinophyceae, Suessiales, Symbiodiniaceae. The record is from the annotation of a GenBank genome assembly.